Molecule: messenger RNA, 882 nt
Organism: Theobroma cacao (cacao)
Lineage: Eukaryota; Viridiplantae; Streptophyta; Magnoliopsida; Malvales; Malvaceae
Source: RefSeq, a predicted model, not a curated record
AGUUCAAAAUAGCUUGAACUCUAGGGACAGUCCCAGAACUGAACAAUUUCCUGGAACUUUCGCCCUCCCUCUGCUUUAUGCUACAAAAUCCAAAACCUUUCAAAACAAUCAUAUCAGCCAAAGUCACAUUCUCUCGUUUGCGAUCACCAUGGUUCCUCGUUCUUCAGGUAACCGGAGACUUUGCUCAAUCAGGGUUCUUUCAGCCUCCGAAAGAUCAAUACAGACAUCCGUCCCGGAGCAUCAUUCAUGCCUCGUUAACUGGCGAGGAGGCCUAAAUGCAGUCCCCUCAACCACAAGGCUGACAACGUCGCCACCGGCGAGGUUUCCAGUGGAUGAUGGAUCUCAGCGAAGGCUGUCAAAGUUGUUGCUGAAGGUGAAUAUAGACAGAAGCUUGGGGCCAGUGCAUGUGGUGAUGCCAGCGGAGAAUACAGUGAAUGAUUUGAUCAAAGCUGCUGUAGAAAUUUACGUGAAAGAGAAGAGACGGCCAUUGCUGGAGGAAACUAAUCCUAAGUUUUUCCAGCUUCAUUAUUCGCAGUUCAGCCUGGAAAGCUUAGAGCCAGAGGAGAAGCUGAUAAAUUUGGGGUCCAGGAAUUUCUUCUUGUAUUUGAAGCCUUCUUCCUCUGUCACAUCCUGCGGCUCCGAGGAGGCCAAGAUAGCAUGUCAGUCCAUGAGUCCAUUGACAAAGUUUAUGGAGUUCUUGCUAUAGCUCUUUUCACUUUUUCGAAUGUAUAGAAUCAUGACUUUUGUCAUUUUUAACCAUGAAUGGUUAAUGUUCCUUUCUUUCUCAUAUUUACUAAGGCUUAGAAUAUCAUUUCCCCUUUGCACAUAUGUCCAGAAAAAAUACACUUAACUUUCAACAAUAGAUAUUUAUUUAUUAUAUUG